This is a messenger RNA of Cooperia oncophora, 270 nucleotides long. NCBI's taxonomy places the organism in Eukaryota, Metazoa, Nematoda, Chromadorea, Rhabditida, Trichostrongylidae. The record is from the annotation of a GenBank genome assembly.
AUGCAAACACUGGUGCCCAGUAUAGUUCCCCUACCUGCCAAAUCUCCCUCGAAACAAGAUCUGACGCAAGCUGAAGUACCUAUGGAGUUAUCUACAGUAACACCUGGAGGAGAAGAUGAAUGGGAAUUAAAGUUUUAUGAUCAAGUGAAACAAGAUUCUAGUGUUCCUGCCUAUUUUAAGACCACCCUAGGAAUCUUGGUGGCCAAUAAUCAGGAUCUUCGGAAAGAAAGAGCAUUCCUUCACAAUCAUCUCAGUCGAUCUCGACCGUAA